GGUUGAUACAGUUAAGGAGGAUCUUUGAAUCGGGAUUCCAGUAAUGGUGCUGCCGCUACUGAAGUUAGGAACCUUGGCCUUGAAAACGUUCAGCAAACCGGUGGCUAACAGGCUCAAGAAACAGGCCGCCGUGAGUCCCAGAUUCCGGGAACUAAUCAUUAGCAUUGCCCAGGCAAACCAUCAAAUUACGACAAAAAUGCAAAGACGCAUCUAUGGUCAUGCAACUAAUGUUGAGAUUCGGCCCUUGAAUGAGACGAAAGCUGUUCAGGCUGCUGCAGAUCUUAUAGGUGAACUUUUUGUUUUCAUGGUUGCAGGAGCUGCCUUGAUCUUUGAGGUUCAAAGAAGUGCUAGAUCUGAAGCCAGAAAGGAGGAAAUGCGCAAACAAGAACUUGAAGCAAUGAGACAAAGAGAUGAAGAGUUACAAAAAGAAGUGGAACUUCUUAGACGUAAAGUUGAAGAACUGGAGCAACUUGCUAAGGGACAGGGACUUUCUGGUUUGUUCAAAUUUAAACAUACCACUGCAGACACAGCACAUUUGGCAAAAGCAGCUUGAUGUUACCAAGAGACUUAACCAAUAAGUUGUAGUUCAGCCACUUGGCCAAUAAUUUUUUUUUUUAAAUUAAAAUUAUUCUUAAAAAAUUUAAGCUAAAUUUUGAUUUUUCCCCCAGUGGAAUUUUUCUUGUAUAAACUUGGUCCACUAAAUAAACUUUUUCAUUCAUC
Rubroshorea leprosula is the source of this 720-nucleotide messenger RNA. The record is from the annotation of a GenBank genome assembly. NCBI's taxonomy places the organism in Eukaryota, Viridiplantae, Streptophyta, Magnoliopsida, Malvales, Dipterocarpaceae.